CGCGCACAGACUUCUGGGAAACCGAGUCCACGCUCUGAAUAAUUCAAGCCGUUCCCUUUCCUCCAACGCUAACAAGAUGCCGGCCGUACAUCACAAACUGCUCCUGGAGGACGCCUUACAGGACAGUCCUCAGACUCGCUCCUUGCUCAGUGUAUUUGAAGAAGAUGCUGGGAAUCUUACAGACUACACUAACAAGCUGCUCCAGGCGAUGCAGCGGGUGUAUGGAGCACAGAGUGAGAUGGGACUGGCCACAGAGCAGCUCUCACAGCAACUUCUGGAAUAUGAGAAGAAAAAUUUUGCCCUUGGAAAAGGUGAUGAAGAGGUAGUCACCACUCUGCAGAACUUCGCCAAAACCGUAGGGGAGCUGAACGCGCUUCACUCUGACCUCGCCAACCAGAUGGCUGACAGCAUGGUCUUUCCUUUGAUUCAGUUCCGAGAGAAAGACCUCACAGAGAUAAGCACACUGAAGGAAAUAUUCACCAUUGCCACUGACGAGCACGAGGCAGCUAUGGUCAAAUACAGCCGCCUGCCCAAGAAGAAGGAGAAUGAGAAGAUGAAGUCAGACCUGAUGAAGGAGGUGGCCUACACUAGAAGGAAGCUGCACCAGGCCUCACUGCAGUAUUACUGCGCUCUCAACGCCCUGCAGUAUCGCAAGAGAGUAGCCAUGCUGGAACCAAUGCUAGGCUACACACAGAAUCAGAUCGGCUUCUUCAAAAAAGGCAUUGAGAUGGUGGCAAAGAAGACAGACAUCUUUCUGUCCUCUGUUUCCACUAUGACUCAAAGUGUCCAGAAUCAGCUGGAUACAGAAGCAGAGUCCAUGCGCGUGUCCCAGAAAGAGCUCCUGUCUGUGGAAGACACUGUCUAUAUGCCAGAUAAGGACACUGAGCCUGUCAAUCGCACACUUAUCCAGAAGGCUGGCUACCUCAACAUAAGGAAUAAGACAGGCCUGGUGACCACAGCCUGGGACCGACUCUAUUUCUUCACCCAGGGAGGGAACCUCAUGUGCCAGCCACGUGGGGCGGUGGCAGGUGGCAUGGUGCUGGACCUGGACAACAGCUCCGUCAUGGCUGUGGACUGUGAGGACAGACGCUACUGUUUUCAGAUAACCUCCCCUUCAGGCAAAACGUCGAUGAUUCUCCAAGCCGAGAGCAAAAGGGAGUAUGAAGAAUGGAUUUGCACCGUGAACAACAUCUCCAGACAGAUCUACCUGACUGACAACCCAGAGGCUGUGGCAAUCCGUCUAAACCAAACAGCCAUCCAGGCCGUCACCCCCAUCACGAGCUUUGAGAAGAGACCAGAAGGUUCACCAAACCCUGAUAGAGCAAAACCAGGAGGUGUACAUACAACCGGUAGUUCUCAGAAUCCAGGAGCUGCACCAGAACCAGAGGACCUGAUAGCCCCCGGGACGCCAAUCCAGUUUGACAUCAUGCUGCCUGCCUCUGAGUUUCAGGACCAGAACAGAGCCGGAGGGAGACGCACAAAUCCGUUUGGAGAAACAGAUGAUGACUGUUCAACAGAAAGUGACGACUCCCUCCUGCAGCAAGUAUUUGCCGUGCGCUUCCUGGGCUCGAUGGCGGUGCGCUGCGGAGACAAUCAGGAAGUCAUCUAUGAGGCCAUGAGACAGGUGCUGGCUGCCAGAGCCAUCCACAACAUCUUCAGGACCACGGAGUCACACCUCAUGGUCACGAGCAGUACCCUCAGGUUGAUUGACCCGCAGACUCAAGUUACCAGAACAAGUUUCCAGCUCGGAGAGGUUUCUCAGUUUGCAGCCCACCAGGAGAACGGGAGGCUGAUGGGAUUCGUGGUGGAGGGGAGAGACUGGAGUGAAGACGAUGAGGAAGGGGAGGCCUCGUUUAGCGCCUUCGUAUUUGAGAGCAACACAGAAGGAGAAAAGAUAUGUUACACCAUAAACUUGGCGAAGGAAAUCACAGAGGCAAAGAAGGACCCUGAAGCUCUGGCCCAGCUGAUGAAAAACAUGCCGCUAACCAACGACGGCAAAUUCCUCCUGCUGGAGCCCGAGACAGGCGACACGACCAACGGUGACGGACAAGAAGACCUUGAGUCAGAGGCCUAAUCCGUGUUUGGACCCAAAGAACCCCCAAAACUCCUGCUACCAGGGCCUGCGGUCCAACUUUUACCCAGGAGAGAAGGCUUUCCCUGGAUGAAGUUAUCACCAUGACCUCCUUGCCCUAACUCUGGUACUGUAACACCCAUAUUAGAGAGAGUAGUUCACUUUACUCACCCUGUGUUACUAAGUCUCCAUUUUUUUUGCUGUCAUGAGAGCAGAAGACUUUGGCGGGGGGGGUUGCUGCCUGGACCUAAAAGCACAUCUCUUGGGCGCUCCAUGAGAUCUGCUCUUCUCUGGUCAGACUGCAGGAUGGGUGCUUGGAUUAUGUUUCUAAACCAUUAAUGAUGGUACUUAAAUCAAAAGGGACACCAUAUAGAUAUUAUGUUUCCUUGUCUUCUUAUAUUUCCAGACAUCUAACAUACGGUGGUGAAUCAUUCGCUUCAGUUUAGGUUUACAUUUAUUAUUUUACAGUUUACAUAGUCUUCAGUCUGUUUGGAGAGCUUCUUCCUUUACGUUGUUUUACAUUUUGACUUGUAUGCAAAUACUUUAAUAUUGACUUCUCGUUCGUGUACGAAAAGAUAACGCACUUCCCAUGAAGAAAAAAGACGCUGAAUGAUUACAGAAUGCACUAACUAAGAAAAUUGAAGAAUCUUAGACUUUGAAGUCCCUAAAAUAAGCUAAACUAUGUGUUUAUGUUGCAUUCCUUGGACAAAACUAGGGUUUAAUAAUAGACUUUAUGGUUUUGUUCUUUUUUCAGCUCUCUAAAGCAUUUCUGUUAAACCCAAUUUAUGUCUUAUUUUACGUUUAAACUCCACUACAGGUACUGAAAAAGUCUUAAGAUUAACUGUAUGCAGGGUUCCUCUUUAACCGCCCAAAUCUUCUUCAGUAGAUUGAACAGUACGUUGCGCUCUGUAUCUGGAAAGCCUUUGUAAAUAUGAACUGUUUGAGUGUCUGUAUGAUGUGUAAUCAGAGUUGCCUGCAUUAAAAGCUUUCAGAGCCGGUAUGCUGGGACUGAUUCAGUGCAUGAUUAAACAGUGGCGUUCUCUCUCAGUCCCUUUGCAGAAGAUUAAAAUUGUCUACGCUGAGCGAUGAGCUGUGUUACCGGGGAAAAAACUCAGACCUUACAGUAACACAUGAAAGUAUCAUUUACUCCCUGAGACGCAGUUUGCUCAUGCAUAUGAAAACGAAUCAAAACACAGAAAGUGAAGGGGAAAUGAUAGAUCUUUUUCCCCAUUAGCUCAACAUCCCAGGGAAGUUUUCAGCCCAUUUAAGCUUCAACACCAAUCCCGAUGGACAGCUCAUCAGUGGACUGUGUGACAUUUUUAUAUGGUGUAUUACAGAUGAGGAAAAACCACAGACUUGACAUUGAUCAUGGACGUUAUGUUGUGUUGACUGAUGUGCGUUUGCCUGUCUGCUUGCUUUUUCUGCUCUAUAUCAUGACGUUGAGAAAAUACAGUUAAACAAGGACGAAGUGUGAAUUAGAAAUUUAAGACUUCCUCCUCUGACAGUGAAAUAAUAAGUCCUGGUUUUAUCGGAUGAUACCUUACACUAGGGAUGCACCAAUCCGAUCCUGGUAUCGGAUAUCGGCCAGAUCAGACUCAAACAGCUAGAUCGGAUAUCGGUGACAAGGGGCCGAUACAUAGUGCCGAUCCAGAUCUAUUCAUCUCAGUUCUAUGCGUUUCUGAAUUUACAACAGCCAUGUGCGUCUCCUACGUCAUCAGCACCGCCCGGUCUGUGCAUUUUUUGCCCGGAGGAGCAUGUUUGAAUAUAACUAGAGGCUCUGCAGUUUAGGUGCAUGUCACGCUUCUUUUGCUAACAACUCUGCCGGAAACUUGCAACAUGUGCAGUGCCAAUGUUUUGACGGAUCGGCUAGUAUCUGUAUCGGCAGAAACCAAAGCCCAGGUAUCGAUAUCGGUAUCGGGACCUAAAAAGUAGGAUCGGUGCAUCCCUACCAUAGACUGUCACCCAUCUGUUCCUGAGCGCUGUUUUGAAGCCAACCAACGGCGGCAGCCAUAUUGGAAAUGCGGAACUCAACCAAUCAAAGUAUGACGUAAAGAGGCGGAGUUUCAGCCUCCUAGCCAACAGCUAUGUGUUCCUGUCCGGGAGUCAAGUCAGUCAUGUCCUUAUUUGGGCAAAAACUCGUAAUCUUAAUAUCUUCUGAACCGCUGCGUUAAAAUUCAACCUCGUACAGAGAAAUGAGCUACGUAGACCCAAGCCGUUUUUUGAACCAGACUGUAAACAUGUUUAUUAAUGCUGCAAAGAUCGUCUUUUUUGAAUUGGUGUGUAUGUGGUUUCCGGUGUUUCUGCAGCCAGCCUCAAGCGGGUCCUCGAUGAAUUGCAGUUUAUAACACUUCCGCAUGGGCUUCAUACUUUGAUAUCGGAGGUUGCCGCUUGGAUGAUGCUCAUUAUGAUCAAAAGAAUGAAGGGAUUGUUUGACAUUUAAGUAAAUGCACUGAUUAGAGGGUUGAUACCACUUUCACAUCAUAUAGUGCAGUAAUCUCUGCCUGCUGUUGGCCAUGGAUCUAUACUCUAAAAACAGCUAUUACAGUGAUAUUGAUCCUCCUUCUUUCUCUCUCACAGAGACCAAUUUAUAAUUUCCAGAAUUGUCCAACAGGUCAUUAACGGUCCGUUCUGUUUCCUGAUGUGUAUCAACAGGUAUUGAAAAUGUCCCCGUCCAUUAGAGUGUUGCCGUCCCUCCUCAGAGGUGCUGGUAGAGAUGCUUCAAUCACACCUUUAAUAAAACUGCAGUAACGAAAACAAACACGCUGAGCUCAUCAGUCACACAGUCUGCUGUUGUCUGUCCUGUUUCAUGAGGUACACAUGCCGUCGCGGCGUCGCCUGUGUUGUUCCUCUGAUAAAAAAAACAACUCUCCGGCAAACCAACUCGUCGAACUGAAAGAGGUUGCAGCGGCACAUCACCCUCCUCACAGCUGUGCCGCACGGCCCUGAAAUAUGUAUGCUCUGUGAAUAAUGCUCUGUCAGGAGGAAUCUGGGUACUUCAUGGUGUAGAGGAAAACAGUGUGAAAUAGGAAGGACUACAUCUGCUUCCCUUUCUGUUCCUAUUUGUAAAAAGCUGAAGUCUGCAGAAUCCACUACCCAUGAUGCUUUGCACUUCAUUUGUCCUUUUCUAAAAAAUCCAUGUUAACAUGCAAUCUUUAAUAAAUAUGUCAUGUUUUUUCUUA
This is a messenger RNA of Notolabrus celidotus (New Zealand spotty), 5250 nucleotides long. It is a transcript of the gene appl2, whose product is annotated as adaptor protein, phosphotyrosine interaction, PH domain and leucine zipper containing 2. Gene Ontology annotation, molecular function: protein binding. NCBI's taxonomy places the organism in Eukaryota, Metazoa, Chordata, Actinopteri, Labriformes, Labridae. Gene Ontology annotation, cellular component: endosome membrane; cytoplasm. The coding region runs from base 77 to 2074 and encodes 665 amino acids. The transcript has 21 exons. The record is from RefSeq and is a predicted model, not a curated record. Gene Ontology annotation, biological process: signaling.